AAUGUGUUCUUUUUUCUUUUCCAGUCCUUCGAAAAUGGGUGCACGCAGAGGCUGGGUCCGAUUCCUGAAGUUCCUUGCCUGUGGUGGCCUUGUCUUCCUUGUGAUCCGGAAAUUGCAGUUUCAACCAUGUUCAGCGGACACCGACAACUUCUUCCGAUCUUAUCCCAAGUUUACCGGAGAUACCCGAGUACCUCCGGACGUAACGGUAGUGACUGCUUUCUUCAGCCUGGGUAACUUCAUAAAAGGUAAAGAUGAGACGUUUGGUCCCACGUUGUAUCUGGAGUGGGCCACUGUGUACAAGCAUCUAAGGAACCCUCUGGUUGUGUACACCGACUCGGACCAGUUUGUCCGACUGUUCACGGACAUGCGACAACACUUGAUGAACAUCACAAAAAUCAUCAAAAUUGAGAAAAAACAAUUAUGGGCGUUUGACCAUUUGGACAAAGUCCGUAACAUAUACUCUGACCCGAAGUAUCCAAAAUACCAACCCAAUACAGUGGUUCCAGAAUACCCAUGUGUUCAAAAUGCAAAAUACUUGCGUUACUUCCGGUUAAUCACAAGCAGAAAAAGGGACUUCCGGUUGACACUUCCUCGCGACUUUGAUGAGAAGAAAAUAGCUAUCAAUAAAGUGGCUCGAUAUUCUUUGGAGGAACGGCCAGAAGAUAUUUUUAAAAAUAUGUACGUGUGGGUGGGAGGGGGAGUUCUUAUCGCUGAGAAAGGCGUGUUUCGCCAGUUUGUGAUUGAAUACAGAAAGGCCGUGGAACAUUAUCUGGAUUUGAAGCUGAGCAACUCGGAUCAGCAGGUUCUGUUUGCGAUGUACUCAAAAGCGGAGGUACACUUGAAACCUACUGUGCAACUACAGCCAUAUUCGUCUCAUUGGUAUGGAGAUUGCUGGUUCUAUCUCGGGUAUAUUUGCUACAGAGAAGUGUGAGUGAGGGGUUUAUUCCUUUUUGGAUGGUGUUUCAGUUAUAUUGCA
Messenger RNA from Haliotis rubra (blacklip abalone), 976 nucleotides. RefSeq lists its product as uncharacterized. The record is from RefSeq and is a predicted model, not a curated record. Lineage: Eukaryota; Metazoa; Mollusca; Gastropoda; Lepetellida; Haliotidae. The transcript has 3 exons. Bases 2 to 931 code for a protein of 309 amino acids.